Molecule: messenger RNA, 3044 nt
Organism: Etheostoma spectabile (orangethroat darter)
Lineage: Eukaryota; Metazoa; Chordata; Actinopteri; Perciformes; Percidae
Gene: phactr1
Product: phosphatase and actin regulator 1
Exons: 13
Coding region: 66-1856 (596 amino acids)
Biological process (GO): stress fiber assembly; cell motility
Molecular function (GO): actin binding
Source: RefSeq, a predicted model, not a curated record
CUCCACCAGAGCGGAGCGCAGCAAAGGGUCCAGCCCAUGGUCCAGCCCUGCGGUCCAGCUCAAACAUGGCGGGCCGUGGAGGCGACGUGAUGUGUUCACGGUCCGGGUUCGGCUCUGCCACCGUCUCCCCAUCUUUAGCCGUGUCCGAGGAUCAGAAACCGGGAAAGAGAAGGAGAGCUUUCUGCCUGAGCAGGAAGAAGUCUCGCGGCGAGCAGCAGCAGCACGAGCCCGCCGCAAACAACAACAACAACGUGCCGUUCAUGAUCCACUGCCAGCUGGGGAAAGAGAUCAAACACAUCUGCCGCAACUGCCGGGCAGUGGAGCCGCUGGACGCUGAGGAAGUGGAGAGGUUGGCAGCGAUGCGCUCUGAUUCGCUGGUUCCAGGAACACACACGCCUCCCAUUCGGCGGCGGAGCAAAUUCGCCACCCUGGGACGUCUGUUCAAACCGUGGAAAUGGAGGAAGAAGAAGAGUGAAAAGUUCAAGCAGACCUCUGCAGCGUUGGAGAGGAAGAUGUCCACUCGCCAGAGCCGAGAGGAGCUCAUCAAGAAAGGAGUGCUGAAGGAGGUUCACGAGAAAGACGGCUCUUCCCCGGCUGUACGCGAGGAGGCGAAGAUGGAGAACGGGCGAUCUCUGCUGCUCGCCUCCGGAGUGUUGGAGUCUGAAGGUACUGAGCUGAUGGAGGGCGCCUCCGCAGCUGUAGGCUCUCUGGAGUUCCAGAUGCCAAGUGAGGGUGUGUGUCAACAGGACCACGGACCAAAAUCCACAAAGAAGUCCACUAUGUAUCCAUCUGACGGCGCUGACUCAACGCUCUCCAGACCCCCCGCGCUACACAAACAACCUCCUGCGCUGCCACCCAAACCCUUCAACAGGCUACCCAAUCACAUUAUAGACGGUGCGCCGGUGAAGUUGCCGUGUAUGUUGUCGAAGUUGUCUCCUCCUCUACCUCCAAAGAAACUCAUGAUCUCCGUACCUGCAGGGAGCAUGGAGCCCUCUUUGCUCGCCUUCCAGAAGUGCCCCCCUCCCAGCCACGCUCCAAUGGGCGGGCACUCCCUGCAGUACGGGGCGCUACCCCUCCACCCCCCCAGCCGAAUCAUAGAGGAGCUCAACAAGACCCUGGCCCUCACCAUGCAGAGGUUUGAAAGCUCCAUGAUGCACGGCGUUUCCACGGUGAUGAUCGAGUGUGACGAUGACAAAGAGAACCUCCCCAAUGAGGCGGACUACGAGGACCUGCCUGACGAAGAAGAAGAAGAAGAGGAGGAGGAGGAGGAGGAGGAGGAAGACGACGACGACAAUGAUGAGGAAGACGAAGAUGAGGAGGAAGAUGAUGAUGAUACAUUGUUUACAAGCGUACUGGCCAUGAAGGUUUUACGAAAGGACUCUCUGGCCAUCAAGCUGAGUAACCGUCCAUCGAAGAGGGAGCUGGAGGACAAAAACAUCCUGCCGAUGCAGUCGGACCAAGAGAGGUUCGAGUCCCGACAACAAACGGCCACGAAACUGACCAGGCGAUUAAGUCAACGACCGACAGCAGAGGAACUGGAACAGAGGAACAUACUCAAACCUCGAAACGAUCUGGAGGAGCAGGAGGAGAAGAGGGAGAUCAAGAGACAUUUGUCCAAAAAGCUCAGCCAGAGGCCCACAGUGGAGGAGCUGAGGGAGGCGAAGAUCCUCAUCCGCUUCAGUGACUACGUGGAGGUCGCCGAGGCUCAGGACUACGACAGGAGAGCAGACAAGCCAUGGACUCGGCUAACAGCUGCUGAUAAGGCUGCCAUCAGAAAGGAGCUGAAUGAGUUCAAAAGCACAGAGAUGGAGGUGCAUGAGUCGAGCCGUCAUCUGACCAGGUUUCAUCGGCCAUAAGAUGGGUUAGUCAGAUCUCGGCCAUGCUUACUACCCCCACAGCGAGCCUGGAGUCUGGAGCCUGCUCCCUGCUGCCCUCAUCCUUCUAACUGCUACACGUCCCAGCGUCGAAUCCAAACCGACGGGCUGGACAUGAGCACCACUGGUGUGCUGCGGCCGUCGCAGGAAACGUCAACAAACACUUUUACAAGUAAAAAAUAAAUUCUCAACUCUCAACUGGCGUCUUCCCUGAGUGGAGAUUUUUUACAGACUUCUUUCAAAAGAUUUUUUUUUUUUUUUUAAAGAUGAUGUGGCGGCGAGUUUACAUGGCAGCACUUUUUAGUUUUUUUAAAAAGGCUUUUGGAAGUCAGACACAGAACCAGUGCCGACUUGGAGGAUGGGAACAGAAGGAGGCGAGGACAGGGAUUGUGUUCCCUCCUUUCUCAACUGGACGUGAUUUUUCUUGGGGGCGUGCUUGUGUUGGCGCAGCGUUAUUUCACAGAUGACAUCUCUGUGAUGGUUUAUCUCAUUUUGCCAGAGAAGUUAAAUACUCAAAGAACUUGUGUUGUUGUAGGCAGCUGAAUCUUUAAACAAAAGUACCUUACAUCCUAAACAAAAUCCUAAAAUGCUCUCUGCAAGCCAGUAAUAGUAAAAAUGAACAUCUCCUAACACAUCAAUCAACUGAGCAAUAAUUUCCGAUUUUCACCUCAUCUGUUCAUGGGCUGCAUUCAGGAGCUCAAAACACUUCAGACUACAGAUCCCCAUUUUAAACCAAAGCAACUUGACUUGCUGUGGAAGUUGCGAUCUUGAACGCAUCCCAGAGUGACUGCUGUUGAACGUUCAGUAACCCACUGUGUCACUGUGCCUACAAUAUGGUUUACACAGAUUUAAAAGUUGCCAAAUUAACUUGAGUUUAAUGCAGAGUAUCUUCAGACAGUAAAAAUGUUGCCGAACCCUCUGCCAAACUACAAGAAAGUAGACUUUUAUUUUGUAUUUCAUUUUUAUUGUCUGAGAUGAAUCUUUGGUGGCACAGAUUAUGGAAACCCUGCCACCUCACGUUAUUAUUUACAGUGCAUAUUAGGUUCAUCAAUUGUCAGUUUUGACCAUAUUAAGGGGAGAACUGGUUGCUCUGUUGUGUGUGUGUUUGUUUUGACUGUGAGUGUGUAUGAACAAGCGUCAGUAAUAUUACUGUCUCUUGUAUGCUGUAAA